This is a messenger RNA of Knipowitschia caucasica, 963 nucleotides long. The record is from the annotation of a GenBank genome assembly. NCBI's taxonomy places the organism in Eukaryota, Metazoa, Chordata, Actinopteri, Gobiiformes, Gobiidae.
AUGGAUGAGGAGGAACAGGGGGGCUUCGAAGAGGAGACUGUGAGAGAGCUGUGCACGCGUCUCUGCGCGUUGGCUGAAUCCAAGAUAUUCCGACUAGAUGCUGUGCACAACAAGCAGGAUGGUUGUGGGCUGCGGUUCCUUGUUGCCCCUCCAGGCGGGUCCCGGAUUGUGGGUGGGCAGGAGGCUAUGGCUGGGGCCUGGCCGUGGCAAGUCAGCAUCCAGAUCUUCAGCCAUCAUCUCUGUGGGGGGUCCAUUCUGAACCCCGUGUGGGUGCUCUCUGCAUCCCACUGUUUCAACAAAGAGAUCAGCAAGAGGCAUUUCAGAGUGGUAGCAGGAAUGGCCACGUUGUCACAGCUUGGAGAACAGGCGCAGGUUCGCUACAUCACAAAAAUCCAGAUACACAGCGACUACAAUACAACUACUCUGGAUAAUGAUGUUGCUCUUCUGCAAUUGGACUCUCCGUGGAACUUCACUGACUUCGUCCAUCCCAUCUGCAUUCCUCGCACUGAAUAUGAAGAAGCCUCACUUAACUUCAGCCAGUGCUUCAUCUCAGGAUGGGGCAGCACUUACUAUGGAGGGCCUGGGGUGGACAGCUUACAGGAAGCAGAGGUGGAGAUGAUUGAUCGACAGACAUGUAACCAGAUCCACUGGUACAACAAACGGAUCACUGAAAACAUGCUCUGUGCCGGACAUGAGAGCGGUGCUGCGGAUUCGUGUCAGGGCGACAGUGGGGGGCCUCUGCAGUGCUACAGUGAGGAGGAAGCGAGGUUUUACCUUCUUGGAGUGACCAGUUUUGGUUACAAUUGUGCAACACCGUUCAAGCCGGGAGUGUAUGUGCGGACCAGCCGGUACUGGCAGUGGAUAGACACAGAACAGCACAGGUCUGCAAGUCCCCAGUCCAGUUCAAGUUCAGCGCUGAUCCUCCUCAGUGUGGGACUACUGCUGCACCAGUUCUCACUAUAA